This is a messenger RNA of Histoplasma mississippiense, 1710 nucleotides long. RefSeq lists its product with no specific name. The record is from RefSeq and is a predicted model, not a curated record. The coding region runs from base 1 to 1710 and encodes 569 amino acids. Lineage: Eukaryota; Fungi; Ascomycota; Eurotiomycetes; Onygenales; Ajellomycetaceae. Gene Ontology annotation, biological process: regulation of transcription by RNA polymerase II. The transcript has 4 exons. Gene Ontology annotation, cellular component: piccolo histone acetyltransferase complex.
AUGAUGCGCUCCACGCGUCCAAAGAAACUCACCUCCAAGCAACCUAUCCCUAUAUUCCGUGAAGAUCAAAUUGAUAUCAUCGAAGAUGACCUCCAAACUACUCUACAGGCCAUUGAUACUGGUGUUGAGAAGGCUGAGGAGACUGAAUACCAUCUCCAAGCCGCAAUAAACGCUGCUGCCCGCGGGAACAUUGCACAGGCGCAUAUCCCUACCCCCGAAACUGUAACAAGCUCUAUCAAAUAUGAUACUCUGUACAAGCCCACAUUCUCACAGCCUGCGACGUACAUCCGAUUUUCAUCAACGGUGGAAGAUUGUAGUGGGUGUAGUUAUAACUUAGUCGAAGAGGACGAUGUUGCUCUCAAGAUUAUGAACCAGAAGAAGGGUGCUUCCACGCAAUGUACCGAGGAUCAAUUCGAAGAGUUCAUGGCCUUCUUCGAGGAGACCGCCCAAACAAAGCAACCAUUUGCAUCGGUCGACAGCCCUCCAGUUCUCUCAUAUUCCGAAAUGGAACAUUGCUUUGACGGGCUCGUAGACGAAAAUGCAAGGAGGUUUGCCAGGGAUAUAUAUGAACAUUGGAAAUCUAGGAGAACUAAAUGUGUAAAUCGACCCCUGCAGACUGGGCUCAAAUUUGAGACUGGUCAGGAAACAGAUGAUGGAGAUCCCUAUGUGUGCUUCCGUAGAAGGGAAGUGCGACAAAUUCGCAAGACCCGUGGUAGGGAUGCCCAGAGUGCCGAGAAGCUGCGGCGACUGAGAAAGGAGCUGGAAGAAGCUCGGGAGUUGGUCGCCAUGGUACGACAACGCGAAUUAGCAAGGAAAGAGCUGCUUGUCGCUGAGCGACAAGUGUUUGUCCAACGGGCUGAAGUAAAGGAGAUGAAAAGAAAACUUGGUAUCAAGGACGAUGAUGAUGACCUCGUCAACCAAAGGCAGCCAAAGAAACGGCCGCCAGAAGUACCAGCUAGCAGUCGUCCAGGUGCCACACAGCUUCGCAUGCCCCCCCGACCUAGUGGACAGCCAGGAGAGGACUUGGUGCUGCUGGAAGAUGUACAAGCAGAUAAAGAAAGCGAAGUUCUGCGAGAAAUCAAGCAAAACAUUGCGAAACAUUCUAAAUGGAAUGAGGGAUACGUUGAUUGGACGACAGCACCACUUACUCCAACUUCAGACCAUAGCUUCGAUGCUGAGUUCCGCCCAGCAAUAACCACAGAAUAUCUCCCCACGCCUCCAGCUUCGGAGUCCUCGGAUCAUUCUCGAGACGCCUUGGAAGAGCUAAGCCGUUUCGAUGCGCUGACCAAAUUCGCGAGGACGGUUCAACAGUGUAUCCCUUCAGACGAAGAGUCUAGUAGAAACAUGCCAUCCUUCCGGCGUCGCAUAGGACGGGGUGGGAGGAUGAUGAUCGACCGCCGCAACCUUCCAUUCCGAAAUAAGUCGGAGGCUGAUCCGAUAAAACUUGAGCGGUUCAAGUAUGAUCAAGACGAUGAGGACAUGGAUCCGAUAUAUGAAAUGGAUGAGUUUGACAUCCAGAUCAUGCAGCAUCGAGCGUAUCUGUCAGCCAAGUCGAGAGACCAGGCGGCAGCGCAAGCCCAGUUUCAAGCCCAUGUGCAAGCCCAACGGCGCUUACAGGGCGAAACCCCUGUGAUGGCGGGGCCAAAUAAUUCCCACAACGGAACGAACAACGUAGUAUUGAAAGGGCCGGCAGCUCAAACUCCGUCUUGA